GUCUAAACAACAACAAACAUUACGGUUCAUGUGCGCUUCGCUCGGAGUUAUUUACAUACAUUUUGCUUAAAAUGUCGGCGUUCAUGGAGGAAACAAAGUGCCUGUUGCCCCGCAUCGCCUUUAUCGCAUGCGGCUGCUUCAGUCCGCCCACGCCGAUGCACCUCAGAAUGUUUGAGAUAGCCAGGGAUCACUUUGAGAUGCAGGGGACACACAAGGUGGUGGGCGGCAUUAUCUCGCCCACCCAUGACUCAUAUGCAAAGAAGGGGCUGGCCUCAUCGCUGGACCGCUGCGCAAUGGUGAAAUUGGCCGUUCAGAGUUCCAACUGGAUACGCCUGUCCGACUGGGAGGUGCACCAAAACCAGUGGAUGCGCACACAGUCCGUGCUGCAGUACCAUCAGAACUUCAUGAACAACUACUUGAACUCAGCCAGUGGUGCUGGAGAUGCAGAGCCAAAUGGUUCCCUGCCCGGCUGGCUGCCCUUUUCGCUGCGAGAGCGCACCGAUCCCGUGCACCUAAAGCUGCUGUGCGGCGCCGAUUUACUAGAGUCCUUUGCCGUGCCAGGUCUCUGGGCAGAUGCCGAUAUUGAGGAUAUUGUGGCCAACCAUGGUCUGGUGGUCAUCACACGCUGCGGCUCAAAUCCCGAGAAGUUUAUAUUUGAAUCUGACAUUUUAACUAAGUACAAGCGGAAUAUAACGCUGAUUACGAAUUGGGUGCCCAAUGAGGUGAGCUCUACGCUGGUGCGACGUCUGCUGAGUCGCGGACAGUCAGUGAAAUAUCUCAUAGACGACCUGGUGCUGGAGUACAUCAAGCGCCAGCGAUUGUUCAACGUUAAAUCUAAGUAUAUAACGGAUGCAGUGCGUCCAAAUCAUUUGAUCUUUAAUCACGCCUACACGGACAACAACAAGAACGCAGCGAGCACCCUCAUAAGCGAGCAGAAUAUGGAUGAGUCAGACAGCCCCAGUCCGCAGCUGCUGCAGCAAGCGACUUCGCGGGUCUUCUGCUGUGGCGACACAUCGCCGCGUGGCCCGAAACUCCUGCGUGUGGGCCCUGGCCAGGCAGUGCAGGUCAUCACCAUGCAAAGCGAUGAGAAAUCAGAGAGCCAGGCCAAGAAGCAGAAAAUUGCCCAAGUGCAGCUUUAAGCUGAAUAAAGACAAUUCCAAGGAUCGAUACAGGAAUGUGGGAUGGAAGGGGAAGCUAUUGUGGAUAUGUGCAUAUAAAAAUAAACACUUUAAACACUCA
Molecule: messenger RNA, 1239 nt
Organism: Drosophila guanche
Lineage: Eukaryota; Metazoa; Arthropoda; Insecta; Diptera; Drosophilidae
Gene: Nmnat
Product: nicotinamide/nicotinic acid mononucleotide adenylyltransferase 1
Exons: 6
Coding region: 72-1139 (355 amino acids)
Biological process (GO): NAD+ biosynthetic process
Molecular function (GO): nicotinamide-nucleotide adenylyltransferase activity; nicotinate-nucleotide adenylyltransferase activity
Source: RefSeq, a predicted model, not a curated record